ACGGCUUCGAUCACAUAAGGAACGUGAGGGGGAGCGGAGCUCAUCAGCCAUUCCAGCUGUGAAGCGAAAGGAUCAGCCAUGAGCAGCAGCCACAAAGAAUGGGGGAAGAUCCAUGGGGACGAGAAAUAUUUGGAAGAGCUCUAGCUAUGGCGGAAGGGGAGAGGCCGAGGCCGCUGCUCCGGCUGGUGCAGGAGGGACGGCUGGACCUCCUCCGGGACGAGCUGCGGCCGGACGACACGCCGGGCCCAGUGGUGCGGAGCCAACGCUAUGGGCGCUCGGGGGACACGCUGCUGCACCACGCUGCCCGGUACGGGCACCGGGACGUCCUUGCCUACCUGGUAGAGGUGCUGGGGAUGGAUGUUGAGGAGUUUAAUAGCGACUACAAAAGACCCCUCCACGAAGCGGCCUCCAUGGGCCACGGGGAGUGUGUUUCCUACCUCCUGGAGAGAGGCGCGAGCGUAGACUGCUUGAAAAAGGCAGACUGGACUCCCCUAAUGAUGGCUUGCACCCGGCAAAACCUGGAAGUGAUCAAAGCUCUCAUGGAGCAUGGAGCCAACCCGCUGCUGAAGAACAAGGAUGGCUGGAAUUGCUUCCACAUAGCGAGCCGAGAGGGCCAUCCCCAGGUCCUCCAGUACCUGCUGGACAUGUCCCCUGGCAGCUGGGACACAGAGAGCAUGAUAAAGAGAACGCCUCUGCACACAGCAGCAAUGCAUGGCUGUUUUGACGUUGUGGAGCUGCUCCUGGAGCGGUGCCAGUACAAACCUGACAGCAGAGACAGAUGUGGAGUCACUCCCUUUAUGGACGCUAUCCAGAAUGGGCAUGUCAACAUUGCCCGCCUGCUCCUGGAGAAACACCAGGCCUGUCCUACAGCCAUGGAUGCACUAGGUGCUCAGCCGCUGCACCGGGCAGCUGUCACGGCCCAGGAUGAAGCCAUCCAGUUCCUCGUCUCGGAGUUGGGUGUCGAUGUCAACGAGAGAGCGACGGCCCUCCAACUCACAGCACUGCACUACGCAGCCAAGGACCCAGCCGUGGCAUUUGCUGGCUCCCACAAAGGAGGCCUUUCUCCCAGCUUCCCUUCCUCCUGCUCUGAGAAACCAUGUUGAAAGCCCUUUCGGUUGCCAAGGGUACGUUUAACAGCAAGGCUAUUGGGGAAUAUAAUGUGUCUUGGAGAAGAUCCCAGCUCUGUCUUGGCGAGUGGCUGAUUGGGGAGCGAUUUGAUGGGCUUCUCUUCGUUCCCGAGGCUCAGUGUCACUUUAUAUUUACAGCAUCAUUUGUUUGGCUGGUGGGUUUUUUAAUUUCUUUUUUUCUUAUUACUUUGCAUUUAUAAAUACAUGAAAAUCAAAUUACGCUUUCAACUCAAUUUGCUGCCAAGGCUGUGGCAGCUAAAGCAGUUCCUGGCUUGCUGUCUUUGCCGCUGAGAGGGGGUGUUUGUGCAGCAAGGAAGUGGGAGCCUUGAGCAGGGGGGGAAGAUGCUACUGGGUUGUACGAUAAUGGGGGAAAAGAGUGGGCGGUGGGGAUAAAAAUAACGUCCUUCCAGUCUCAUGCCGCACGACAAAGACUAAUUCAUUGCAUCGAAGAAGUAAUUACAAAAUCAGGCGUGUUAUUUAGGGAGAGAGGAUUUAUUUAUGGAGAAGCUUGUGCAGAGAGGAGGGGUGUGGGGGCUGUAUUGCAUUUUCCCCUGCAGCGUUUAAAACUGUCUACCGGCAGAAGAAAGAUGGAGGACGCUAUGGGUCGUGAUGGUGUGUAAGCGUGGCGUUCUGCGUCUUCUCACAAGGCGUUACAAAUACUGGAGUAAACCUUUAGGAAAUGCCGGUGCCUGAGGCGACUGCAGACAGAUGAGCAACAGUCUGCAUCAGCAACAGGUUCUGCUCUCUGAGCUGAAAUAUGCCUCAGUAAGAGCAACUCUAGAUCCCCCGUGGUACUUGAGGUGGAUUUACAGUGUGGGAGAAGACACGGCUUUUUUGCUGUCACUUAGUCCUUUUUAACAAACAGCCAGCUGCCAGUAGGGAAAGGUAAGUCAGGGAUCCUACAGCUCUGUGGCCAGCUGAAGUUAAAACCAAUUUAAUUAAGUGAGUUGACUGGAGGUGAGGACUGGAGAGGAAAAGGUAAGAUCGGUUGACAAAUUAGUGUGCUAAUUUGCUAUUAAGAAACAUCGUUAGAUUGUGUCACCCAGUUAUAUGUCAGAGGUCCUUUGUGCAUUAACUCCUCUGCAGCCACUGGUGAAGGCAAAGCCGUGCUGGGGGACAGUCCUCCAAAUUCCUCACACCUCAAGGUCUUGGCUAUGCAAGGUGGAUCUAUUGACCGUGAUCAGGAAGAUCAGAUGGGAUCUGCGGCUGUCUAAAGGCAGAUCCACCUGCCUGGAUCUGGGCUGGGUUGUGUGUCUAUCACAGCUGCCCUGCCAAGGUGCCGCUCUCAGCCUUUGGCUGUACCACCACCGCUAGAGACAUCUCAGUGCUGUAGCAUGAUUUUUGAGAACUAUUGGUCUUCAUUGAACACUUUUGAUUUUAAAACAUUGUGUUAAGUGUUUGCAGAGAGAAUUAUGCUCCUGGGAUGCCUCUUGCUGCUUUUUCAGCCUGUAGGUUGAAAUUGGUGCCAGGGGCACACGAGGUGUACAGACACACUGACCGUGGGCCAAGCUCUGACUCUCAGAGCUGGAGAAGGUGCGUGGUGGCAUCUCUGUGACCAAUUCCUGUAGGGUAACGGCAGUGUGUCUGCUCAGUCCCUGAUUAAUGGACCCAAUCUGCACUGCUACAGGCAGCCGACCCUGAUUUCCAGAUGCUGUGAGGUGCUCUGGAGCCUGGAGCAGCUCCUGGUAGCCCCAGUUUUGACCGUGACAGAGUGGAUCUGCAUCUAUGCCCUUCCAGGUGCUGUAUGCAGUUAGGAACAGAUUGCUUGUGGCCUCCUUUUUUUUCCAGGCCUGUGUUAUUUCUGCUAAACUCAAAGGUGAGAAAUUGUGCAGAGCUGGUUCUGCAUAAAUAAUCCAUGUGCCUGUGCUCACCA
Phalacrocorax carbo (great cormorant) is the source of this 3000-nucleotide messenger RNA. The record is from RefSeq and is a predicted model, not a curated record. Lineage: Eukaryota; Metazoa; Chordata; Aves; Suliformes; Phalacrocoracidae.